This is a messenger RNA of Plasmodium adleri (nom. inval.), 1488 nucleotides long. Its product is annotated as deoxyhypusine synthase. The coding region runs from base 1 to 1488 and encodes 495 amino acids. Gene Ontology annotation, cellular component: cytoplasm. Lineage: Eukaryota; Apicomplexa; Aconoidasida; Haemosporida; Plasmodiidae. The record is from RefSeq and is a predicted model, not a curated record. Gene Ontology annotation, molecular function: deoxyhypusine synthase activity. Gene Ontology annotation, biological process: peptidyl-hypusine biosynthetic process. The transcript has a single exon.
AUGGUGGAACAGGUUUCUUUUAGAGAGGUAAACAAAAUAACAAGCGAGAAUGAAUGUGAUUCAGAUAGUCAUAAUGAAGGUGAUAAUAUUGAAGAUGCGAAAGCAUCUGUUUUUAUAAAAUCUUCGAUGAUUCCAGAGAAUACAGAUGUAGUGAAAGGUCUAAAUUUUGAUAAAGAAGUAAAGUUACAUGAAUUUAUAAAUCAGUAUAAAUAUAUGGGAUUCCAAGCAACUAACUUAGGUAUUAGUAUUGAUGAAAUUAAUAAAAUGAUAUAUUAUAAAUAUAAGGAUGAAAAUAUAAAAUCUGAAGAAACUAAUAAAAAGAAUAAUAAAAAUCAGAAUAAUGUUAAUGAUGAUUGUAUUAAUAAUGAAGAAAAUAAUUUAUAUAAUUAUGAAAAUAAGAAAAAAAAUUGUAUUAUUUGGUUAUCAUUUACUUCAAAUAUGAUUUCUAGUGGAUUAAGAGAAAUAUUUGUUUAUCUAGCCAAAAAUAAAUUUAUCGAUGUUGUUGUGACAACUGCUGGAGGUAUAGAGGAGGAUAUCAUCAAAUGCUUUUCUAAUACAUAUAUAGGAGAUUUUAAUUUAAAUGGAAAAAAAUUAAGAAAAAAAGGAUGGAAUAGAAUAGGUAAUUUAAUUGUACCUAAUGAUAAUUAUUGUAAAUUUGAAGAUUGGCUUCAACCCAUAUUAAAUAGAUUGUUACAUAAACAAAAUGAAAAAAAUGAACAACUAUUUUUAAAAAAAUUAGAAAAAAGAAAUAAAAAAUAUAAUAAUAUUAAUAGGAACAAUAUGUGUGGGAUGGAAAAGGAUGACCAUAAUAAAAAUCAAUAUAAUGAAUAUCAAGAAAAUUUUAUAAAACAAUCAAAUAUAAACACAAAUAAUAUAUCAAAUAAAAAUAACAAUAUAAAUGAUAAUACAAAUAAUUAUAUACAUAAUUAUAAUAAUGAUUCUGAUUCAGAUGAUGAAGAUGACAUGUAUUAUUUAAGUCCAUCCGAAUUUAUUAACAUCUUAGGAAAAGAAAUUAAUCAUGAAAGCUCAUUAAUAUAUUGGUGUUAUAAAAAUGACAUACCAAUUUUUUGUCCAGGUUUAACAGAUGGAUCUUUAGGAGAUAAUUUAUUUUUUCAUAAUUAUGGAAGAAAAAUUAAAAAUAAUUUAAUUCUAGAUAUUGUUAAAGAUAUUAAAAAAAUUAAUUCACUUGCAAUGAAUUGCAAUAAAUCUGGUAUUAUUAUUCUUGGAGGGGGAUUACCCAAGCAUCAUGUAUGUAAUGCAAAUUUAAUGAGAAAUGGUGCAGAUUAUGCUGUUUAUGUUAAUACUGCUAAUGAAUAUGAUGGAAGUGAUAGUGGUGCUAAUACAACUGAAGCUUUAUCAUGGGGAAAAAUAAAAUAUGGACAAACAAAUAAUCAUGUUAAAGUUUUUGGUGAUGCAACUAUUUUAUUUCCUUUAAUGGUUCUUAAUUCCUUCUAUUUAUAUGACCAAAACAGGAAAAAAUGUCGCUGA